CACAUUUUCGCAGUUUUUCAAACAAAGAAGUCGGCAAAAGAGAUCAGGUUAAUUUAAUUAAAAUAUCACUGAAAGUACGCUUUAACUCAUAAAUAUUCAGUUGUGAAAUCAUUCUAAGCCCGAAAAGAUGUCUGAUUCAUUCGUAAUUCCGUUGGAGAGCAAUCCAGAUGUUCUUAAUAAGUUCAUGAAAUCCAUUGGUGUGGCUGAUAAAUAUCAGCUUUUUGAUGUCUAUGGAUUAGAAGAAGAUACAUUGGCUUUUUUGAACAAGCCUGUGCUUGCAUUUAUCUUGCUUUUCCCAUGCACCGAAAAUUAUGAAAGUCAUCGUAAACAACAAGAUGAAGACUUGAAGGCAAAUCCGACUAAAACACCGGAUAAUUUGUUCUAUAUGAAGCAGUACUUGCAUAAUGCUUGUGGAACUGUUGCUCUUUUCCACAGUAUCUUAAAUAACUUAGAUCGCAUCACUCUUGAAGACGGUCCUUUAAAGAGUUUCUACGAAAAAGCCAAAGACUUGUCACCAGAAGAACGUGGAAAGUUGUUGGAAAAGGAUGAAGGAAUCAUCAAAAUUCAUCAGGAAAUUGCUCGCGAAGGACAGACUGAAGCUCCACCAGCACAAGCUGAAGUCUUAUUCCACUUUAUUGCAUUGACAAAAGUUGGUGAUGAAUUGUUUGAACUCGAUGGUGGCAAGUGCGGUGCUGUUAGUCAUGGAAAGACAUCUGAUGACACUUUCUUGACUGAUGCUGCUGCUGUCUGCAAGAAGUUCAUGGCACGCGAUGAAAAGGAAUUGCGUUUCUCAUUCAUGGCUAUUGCUGCUGCUGAAAAAUAAAUACAUCGUACUGAUCUCAUUCAUUAAAAAUCAUAAAGAUUUAUAUUUUUAAAAUUUAAUUGCUGCUUAAAAUCAUCAUUGUACUAAUAAUAACUAUGCAUAUAAUGCUUUUGUGUGAUCUGGAAUUAAGAAAGAAAAAUAAAUAAGAUAUUUUUGGAAUAUUGAAGCUUUAAGCUAAUGAUCUGUGGUUUGAUUUCUUUGCUUUAAGUUGGU
This is a messenger RNA of Chironomus riparius, 1036 nucleotides long. Lineage: Eukaryota; Metazoa; Arthropoda; Insecta; Diptera; Chironomidae. The record is from the annotation of a GenBank genome assembly.